Molecule: messenger RNA, 1888 nt
Organism: Uloborus diversus
Lineage: Eukaryota; Metazoa; Arthropoda; Arachnida; Araneae; Uloboridae
Exons: 6
Coding region: 1-1668 (555 amino acids)
Biological process (GO): positive regulation of protein phosphorylation; cell population proliferation; DNA damage response
Cellular component (GO): nucleus
Source: RefSeq, a predicted model, not a curated record
AUGUCUGAAAAUAGGAUACGAAAAGAUAUUGAUGACACAUUAUUAGAGAAACUGUUAAGCUUUAUUAAAAGUGCCGGCAUAGUGACAGAAGGUAAAGAAAGUAAAAAAGAUUUCCUUGAAAAGUUAGUACAGGAAACAGAUGCUCUGCAGUUGAUAGAGAAAGCCUUAAACUCUGCUGGAGGACAGACUAAGGAUUUAUGUGAAUCAAUCGAAGUAUUUUGUAUUAAAAUGUUUGGAGCCAUAUUGGAAGUGGAAGAAUUAUUUGUUUCCUAUAAAAAUUCAUUGCUUCUGGAAUCCAUUUUUGUUAUCUGCAAGUAUACUGACAUUCCUACGUUGUCUACAUCAAUACUUGAUGCUCUUCUAGUAUUCUCGUUGUGUAUUGCUAAACAUGAUGAAGGAACUAAGUGGUCAUCGGAGCGAGUGUACAUGAUUUUGAACAGUGAGCUGAUUUUAACAUUGUAUAAGCAUUUGAUAUUCUUUUUGGAAAAAUUAUUUACAUUUGACUUUUUCAUAUGUGAUACUUUAAAUCUUCUGAAAAAGAUGACAGCUUUGACCUCAAAGAAUAGUUUUCAACUACCUGGUGAACUUAAAGAGAAGCUUACCCAGUUAUUAUGCAAGAAAUUGCUUGGUACCAGAGAAAGUAUUGUUGAAAGUGCUGUUAGUUUGGCUGCCCAAAUUAUUAAUGCAGAUUAUUCUGAUUGGCAAGAAAAUAUAUUCAAAUAUGACAUUUCCUCAAUUGUCUGGGAUUUAGCUGUUGAAGGAUCUUGUGAUGGAACAGUAAAAGCCACAGCUAUAAAUGCUAUAACAGAAAUAUGUAUGCAACCAACAUACUGGACGAAUAUCUCUUCUAUCAAAGGUGUUUCAGAGGUUGAUGUGGAAAAUAUUUUGCUCAUUUUUUCUUCUGAUCAAGAUUUUCUUGUCCAACGAGAAGCAUUAAACUGCCUAUUUAAAUGGGUAAGAACAAAAUGGAAUUCGGAAUCAAGCAGAAUGAAAUUGUUUGUCGUGUUGACAUUGGCGAUGAAGAGCCUAGAUUUAGACUUGAAAAUUGCAAGUUUGCAUGCCUGGCUGUGGUUACUUGAAAAUGAAAAGUAUUUUCCAAAAUUAUCUGAUGCAACUGAUACUGAAAAAUAUCUCAAGUUUCUAUCAGACUCGGGUUUUGGCUCUUCAGUACUACUCGCAAUUGAAGAUUCCGACGAGCCGGUUCAAUUUACAGCAGCUGAUAUCUUAAUGAAACUAAGAAAUAAAUUAUUAAGUCUGGGUAUUACGAAAAAUUACAAGCCUCGAGAAAAUCCAGUGGAGACUAGAAACAGUACAGAAGGUGCAACAUGUAAUGUUAAUAGGGUGAGCAAGGAAGAAAAAACUGCAGGGAUUGAUAGUGUGUUGAGUUUAACUACAGCUCAGCAAAUCGGCAACAUUACCAAAAUCACUGACAUUAAGCAAUUGUAUUCUUAUAAAGAUUAUGCUUUUGAUUUAACGAAAUCAAAAGAUGUGGCGUGUACUGUAAGUGCUUUAUGGACACGAAUCUGGUCCGAUUCUAUUGAUUCGAUCACGGAUAGCAUUGAAAAAACGGAUAAUAAUAACAUCACCUAUGCAUUAUCACUUCUGGAGGAUAUAAUUGCUUCUGAAGAACUUCUUUCUGAAUCUGAAGAUACUCCAGAUUGCUAUUAAACUCUGUUCAUGUACUUUCCAUUUUUGUAAUUUUUUUUUUUUAACACUGGAUAAGGAGAUUGUAAAUGAAAUAUUAAUGGCUUAUUAGCUAACUUAAAUACAUUAACUUCUAAAAAAUAAAUUAAGGGAUGCAGAUUUCUUAUGAAUUAUAUUUAACAGCAAUUGUAAUUAUUUCAUACAAAGCCAUCUAUAGUUGGGGCAAAUGUAACCUGCCUGCAGU